CGCUUAUAUUCUGUAAAGGAGGCCCAACUAGAGUCGUUUCCGGUCCAGGGAAGUUCUGGGUUCGGCACCAACAGGUGGUUUCUUUUUUCUUUUUUUCCCCAGGUGGUUUCUUCGGAAUCGGAGCUGAAUACAGUGACGUCAGAGUAGUGCGUGCGCGCGCGCAGUGACAGAUGCUCGCUCUCAGUCAACCAGGAAGUGGACUCCGGGACAGACUCACGUCAGGAUUCAAGACCGCCUCUGUCCCGCCACAUACCCGAGGUCCUCUGGGACAAGCUGAAGCAAUGUCUGGAUAACCAUCAGUCUGAUCCGCGAGCUUCAUCCAGAACGUCCAACAUGGCGCCGGUUCCUCCAGGGGUUCGACUGCUGGCUUCCUUUAACAAGGACCAAUGGUACCGAGCUUUGACCUUCUUUCUCACAUUCCUGCUCUACACCAGCUUCCACCUCUCCAGGAAACCCAUCAGCAUUGUGAAGAGCGAGCUUCAUAAGAACUGCUCAGCGUUUGGAGGCCAGGGCCCUUCCUCACUGCUGCUCCGGCCUGACAUGGACUGCAGCUGGAAACCUUUUGACAAGAAGAACUACAAGGAGCUGCUGGGAACGAUGGACUACUCCUUCCUGUGCGCCUACGCCGUCGGCAUGUACCUCAGCGGCAUCAUCGGGGAGCGUCUGCCCAUCCGGCUGUACCUCACCGUGGGGAUGCUGAGCAGCGGCUUCUUCACCUGCCUUUUCGGUAUGGGUUACAUAUACAACAUCCACAGCCUGAGCUUCUACAUCUUUGUGCAGGUGGCCAACGGCUUGGUCCAAACCACCGGCUGGCCCAGUGUGGUGACCUGCAUCGGGAACUGGUUUGGAAAGGGAAGGCGAGGACUCAUCAUGGGGCUGUGGAACUCCCACACCUCUGUGGGGAACAUCCUGGGCUCCCUGAUCGCCGCCUACUGGGUCUCCUCCAACUGGGGCCUGUCCUUCAUCAUCCCAGGACUCAUCAUCAUGGCCAUGGGGGUGGUCUGCUUCCUCUUCCUCAUCGAACAUCCCAACGACCUGAGGAGUAUCCACGCGCAGAACCUGCCUCCAGGCGUCCAGAGUGUUCCAGCCAAGUGCUGGAGCGGAGCCAACGGACACACCCAGGUGUACCUGCAGUACAAGCACCACAAAAACCAGGGUUGUGACACGGAGCUGCUGCUGCCUCAGGACGACGCCUGCAUCCCCUUGCAGCCUGUCAUGGUGGUGAAGAGCGGCGCCGAGCCCUCCGCCAUCAGCUUCAUGGGCGCGCUGCGGAUCCCAGGCGUGGUGGAGUUCUCUCUGUGUCUCCUGUUUGCUAAGCUGGUCAGCUACACCUUCCUUUUCUGGCUGCCACUCUACAUCACCAAAGCAGCUCACCUGGAUGCAAAGAGAGCCGGCGACCUUUCCACUCUCUUUGAUGUUGGGGGAAUUGUGGGGGGGGUCCUGGCAGGUGUGAUCUCUGACAAACUGGGAAAGAGGGCCACCACGUGCGCAGUCAUGCUGCUGCUGGCCGCCCCCACCCUCUACGGCUUCUCCAUGAUCAGCCAGUUCGGUCUGGGUCCAACCAUCGGGAUGCUGCUGGUCUCUGGAGCUCUGGUGAACGGCCCGUACGCCCUCAUCACCACGGCGGUGUCUGCUGACCUGGGGACCCACAAGAGCUUGAAGGGAAACGCCAGAGCGCUGUCCACCGUCACCGCCAUCAUCGAUGGGACGGGAUCUGUGGGUGCGGCACUGGGCCCCCUGCUGGCGGGGCUGCUGUCAUCGUACGGCUGGGAUAAGGUCUUCUACAUGCUGAUGGCGGCGGACUUCUUCGCCCUGCUGUUGUUGUUGCGCCUCGUGACAAAUGAGAUGACCUCGUCUAAAUCUGGUCCCAUUUCUCCCGUGGAGCUGAAGAAGCACUGAGCUGCAGGUCUGGACCUUCCUCUUCCUCGCCUGCCGCAGACGUUUUCUCCGUUCUGUGGAGUCUUCCUCUCUCGUCCGCGAUGAAGGAGCCGUUUACGGACCGUUUUCUGUUUACCUUUUAUUUAUUGUGGUCUUCGGUUAAUUUAUUGUGGAUCUGUCCACACCAAUCAUGAAGGUUGUGGGUGUAACCUGUGAGGUCACUUCCUGUGAGUGCUGAGGCGCCGUGCCGUCUCACGUGCACUAACUCGUGCACUUUUUUCAAAGCUGCGUGCCUUGUCUGUGGUCGUUUCCUGACUUUGCACUUGAUUUCUGUUUACAAAGACCCACUAGUGGGCGCGGUCCGUUUCUGGGAGCAAAUAAAUGUGGCCUUUCUUCUCUUCGGCGUCGUUUGUGUCCCAACACCUCGGUCCUGCUGGACCCGGACUUCAGAGGCCUCAUGACUGGUUCUGUUGGACCUCUGAGCCGCAAUGGCAUGAGAACUACAGUGUAAAAUUCUAAUCUUAGGACAAAAGUUUCAUUUUUUUACAUUUUAAGACCUAAAAAUGAGAAAAUUAAAAAAUUUUGAAUUCUA
Messenger RNA from Oryzias latipes (Japanese medaka), 2470 nucleotides. It is a transcript of the gene slc37a1, whose product is annotated as solute carrier family 37 member 1. The record is from RefSeq and is a predicted model, not a curated record. Gene Ontology annotation, biological process: glucose-6-phosphate transport; phosphate ion transmembrane transport. Gene Ontology annotation, cellular component: endoplasmic reticulum membrane. Gene Ontology annotation, molecular function: glucose 6-phosphate:phosphate antiporter activity. NCBI's taxonomy places the organism in Eukaryota, Metazoa, Chordata, Actinopteri, Beloniformes, Adrianichthyidae.